This is a messenger RNA of Anopheles coustani, 711 nucleotides long. Its product is annotated as cuticle protein 21-like. Gene Ontology annotation, cellular component: extracellular matrix. Bases 1 to 711 code for a protein of 236 amino acids. NCBI's taxonomy places the organism in Eukaryota, Metazoa, Arthropoda, Insecta, Diptera, Culicidae. The transcript is spliced from 4 exons. The record is from RefSeq and is a predicted model, not a curated record.
AUGAGGGCAGUGUACGUUGAUGAGCGCAUAGUUGCGGAAUCUCCCUUUAACUCGCAGCACACUCAUACGCUCAUUAAUGGGUCUCCAUCCAAUAAUGCGUUCCUGCAUCCUACCCAUCACUAUAAAGCCAGUACCGAGCUCGUUGGUACUGCCACCACUUUGGUAUUCGUUGUCCUGGCCGCCGUCGCCGUCGGUGUUAACUCGGUCGCGAUCGGAGUCGCCGCCCCGGCCACCCUCGUGAAGACGGAAGAGUACGAUGCUCACCCACAGUACAGCUUCAGCUAUGACGUCCAGGACUCGCUGACCGGCGAUAACAAGCAGCAGCACGAAACCCGCGACGGAGAUGUUGUGCAGGGACAGUACUCGCUCGUGGAACCCGAUGGCACCCGUCGCACCGUCGACUACACCGCCGACCCCGUGAACGGAUUCAACGCCGUCGUUAGCAAGACCGCCGAGCAUGCCGUCGUGAAGACCGUCGCCGCCGCCCCCGUCGCCCACGCCGUCGUGGCCCACCACGCCCCGGCCGUCGCCGUGGCCCACGCCCCGCUGGCCUACCAUGCCCCGGCCGCCACCGUCGCCUACCACCAUGCCCCGGCCGUCGCCGUUGCGCACGCUCCGCUGGCCUACCAUGCCCCGGCCACCUACGUCUCGCACGCCCCCACCGUCCUCUCGCACGCCCCCGUCCUCUCGCACGCCCUCUACCACCACUAA